GAGAGAGAGAGAGAGAGAGGGGGGGUGGAAUCAGAGCGGUAAGAUGCUGUCAGGUUGCCGUGGUUUCAGCCUCUCUUCUCUUGUCGUCGGGGAUGUGUUUGUGUGCUGCUGAAGGGUGAGUGUGUGAGUGUGUAUGUAUGUGUGUGUGUGUGUGUGUGUGUGGAGAGAGCUGUGAUUCCUACAGCUGUGAGGAUAUCUGACAGAAGGAAGAGUGGAAGAGAGAGAGGACGAGAGGAAGGAGGAAAGGAAGAGAGGAAGGACGGAGGUGUUGGAGGGUGGAUGUGGAUUAACGUUGCCGCAGCGAGUCAUCGUUUCCUGUGAGCUGCAGAGAUCUGGGAGGACGACAGGAAGAUUCAUCAUUCCAUCUUCAUUUCUGCACAGCUGAAGGAGGGAAGGACGGGGAACAGAAGGAGGAAGGAGACACUGAAGGACACAGUCAAGGAAGGAUGGAGGCAGUUUGAGUCCUCGCUGAUCCUCCGGUCUUUGGGAAGUCAUGACGUCUCAGGAAGACGCAUCUUCCUUCAGGAGGUUUUUUCAAUACGUGGAGGACAGUGGCCUUCGAACGUACGACGGACUGGUGAUCCAAAACGCCUCCGACAUCGCCAGAGAGAGCGACCGCAUUCGUAACCAGACCAACUGGAACUACUUGCAGGAAAAACACCAGAAGAAGAGACGGCAGGAAGACGCCAUCAAGAGGAUUGGUGAAGAUGUUGCCAUGGCAACAGAUGGGGCGUACUCUGGAAAACAUUUCAGGAUGGGUUUCAUGACGAUGCCUGCGCCUCAGGACCGUCUGCCCCCCCCCAGUCAGGGCUUCACCGUGCGGUCCCAGUCACUGCACUCGGUGGGCGGAGCAGACGACGACUCCAACCCCAACAGGAAACAACCUCCGCCCAAACCCAAGAGAGACCCCAACACCAAGCUGAGCAGCAGCUCCGAGACGGUGGACACUGGCGGCACCAAGAAAGAUGCUCAAGAGCCCAAAGAGACGCUGGAGCAGGCUGAAGCUCGAUCUUUCUACAACGAGGACUACAGAAAGAUGCCUCCACCCAAACCCAAAAGGAAUCCCAACACUCAGCUCAGCACCUCCUUUGAUGACUCCUACAUCCGUAACCACGGCAACAGGAAGUCUUCCCUGCGAUGGGACAAGUCUUCGUCCCAGAGUCAGAGCCCGGCGUCGAGAGACACGGACGACGAGGAGCCCGUCUACAUCGAGAUGGUGGGAAACAUCCUGCGGGAGCUGAGCGGACAGGAAGCGGAGGAUGAGCAGAGCGAGGCGGUGUACGAGGAGAUGAAGUACCCCUCGCUGGACGAUUACCUGCAGGACCCCGCCGCCAUCUUGGACCCUGACGCCUGGGCGGCCCGCAGCUCACUCUGCGACAUCCCACCGCCUUUCCCCAACCUGCUGACGCACCGCCCACCACUGCUUGUCUUCCCCCCCGCUCCCGCUCAGUGCUCCCCCAACUCAGACGAGUCCCCGCUCACCCCGCUAGAUGUUACCCGGCUGCCCGUCAUGGACAACGUCUCAUACAGCAAGUCGGGCGGCGCCGAACCCCCGCAGAGCUCCACGCAGCACCGCAAGGAGAAGGAAAGGGACCGAGAUCGAGAUCGAGACCGAGACCGAGACCGAGACCGAGACCGAGACCGAGACCUGCCCUCCACCCACACCAUCACUUCCUCCGGCCGCUCUUCAGCUCCGCCCCUCCCCUCCAACCUCUACAAGUCAACUGGCUCUGCCCACAGUGGCCAUGGUUACCCCCGCAGCCAAUCAGCGUGUCCGUCUCCGGUCAGCAUGGGUCGCUCUCUGACUCCUCUGAGUCUGAAGAGACCUCCGCCGUACGAUGCUCUGAUGGCCGGAGGAAGCAUGCCCCGCUCCUCCUCCUCCUCAUCUUCAUCCUCUCACAGGGCUGGGGAGGGCGGGGCUAGACUCAGUAACUCCUCCUCCACCCACGGCUCCAUGCAGAAUGUGGCGAUGAGGUCACAGACUCCCACCAGCCCAUUGGACGAACUCAACAACGUGUUUACGUCAGGUCGACCAGCAAGGAAGAAAGGAGCAGGCAGGAAGAGCCGCGGCAGUGAAGGAGACUCCAGGUCUCUGCCUAGACACCGUAGUAAAGACAGAGAUGGACAGUCUAGUCCAGUUUCCAGCCGGAUGGGUCGGUCGUCUGUCAGCCCGACCAUGAUGUUGUCUGGAGGAGAAUCAAAGAGUCCACUCGGCCGUUCGGCUUCAACGUCUGGAGUUCCUUCACCCCAACGCCAUCUACACCCCGCUCUCAGCCAGAUGCCGUGGCUCUGCGGAGACGCCACCAUGAUGGAGACCAUAGAGAAGAAAAGGUUUCUGUGUCGAGAGAUAAAAGCUCGCCAGCGUCCAGAGAAGAAUCUGUGCAAACAGGACAGCAUGCCCAUCCUGCCCAGCUGGAGGAGGAAGCAGCCGCCACCGUACUCUGCACCGCCCAGCGCUGCCGGACACAACGCUGCCGGACAUACCGCCACCGUGUUCUGGGACACUGCUAUCUGAAGACACAUGUUCUGGGACACUGCUAUCUGAAGACACCGUGUUCUGGGACACUGCUAUCUGAAGACACCGUGUUCUGGGACACUGCUAUCUGAAGACACAUGUUCUGGGACACUGCUAUCUGAAGACACAUGUUCUGGGACACUGCUAUCUGAAGACACGUGUUCUGGGACACUGCUAUUUGAAGACACGUGUUCUGGGACACUGCUAUUUGAAGACACGUGUUCUGGGACACUGCUAUCUGAAGACACCUGUUCUGGGACACUGCUAUCUGAAGACACAUGUUCUGGGACACUGCUAUCUGAAGACACCGUGUUCUGGGACAUUGCUAUCUGAAGACACCGUGUUCUGGGACAUUGCUAUCUGAAGACACAUGUUCUGGGACACUGCUAUUUGAAGACACGUGUUCUGGGACACUGCUAUCUGAAGACACAUGUUCUGGGACACUGCUAUCUGAAGACACAUGUUCUGGGACAUUGCUAUCUGAAGACACAUGUUCUGGGACACUGCUAUCUGAAGACACCGUGUUCUGGGACACUGCUAUCUGAAGACACAUGUUCUGGGACACUGCUAUCUGAAGACACCCUGUUUUCUGGGACAUUGCUAUCUGAAGACACAUGUUCUGGGACACUGCUAUCUGAAGACACCGUGUUCUGGGACACUGCUAUCUGAAGACACCCUGUUUUCUGGGACAUUGCUAUCUGAAGACACCGUGUUCUGGGACACUGCUAUCUGAAGACACAUGUUCUGGGACACUGCUAUCUGAAGACACAUGUUCUGGGACACUGCUAUCUGAAGACACAUGUUCUGGGACACUGCUAUCUGAAGACACAUGUUCUGGGACACUGCUAUCUGAAGACACAUGUUCUGGGACAGCGCCAUCUAAGGCUACAUUUACACUGCUACGUUUUGGUUUGAAAAGGAAUAUCUUCUGCCAAGUUUCUCCCUCUCAUUCCCCCUGCUCUAGUGUUUCCCCUCUCAUUCCC
Messenger RNA from Perca fluviatilis (European perch), 3498 nucleotides. It is a transcript of the gene nyap2a, whose product is annotated as neuronal tyrosine-phosphorylated phosphoinositide-3-kinase adaptor 2a. NCBI's taxonomy places the organism in Eukaryota, Metazoa, Chordata, Actinopteri, Perciformes, Percidae. Gene Ontology annotation, biological process: phosphatidylinositol 3-kinase/protein kinase B signal transduction; neuron projection morphogenesis. The transcript is spliced from 7 exons. Bases 494 to 2515 code for a protein of 673 amino acids. The record is from RefSeq and is a predicted model, not a curated record.